AUGGUGUUGCCUGAAGGUGUGAGUGAAGAGAGGGUGUUGCCUGAAGGUGUGAGUGAGGAGAGUGUGGUGCAUGAGGGUGUAAGUGAGGAGGGUGUGGUGCAGGAGGUUGUGUGUGAACAGAGGGUGCUACCUGAGGGUGUGAGUGAACAGAGGACUGUGUCUGAAGUUGUGAGUGAACAGGGGGUACAACAAAAGAUUGUUAGCCUGAUUGGGGAGCACAUAUCAGAUGAUGACAGCUUGGAUGAUGAUUAUGAAGCACUGAGUGGGGAUGAAGAAUCUGAUGAUGUGAGCCUUGAUGACUCAGACUUUGAUGAGAGAUGGGAGUGGACUACUGUUUUGCCAACUGGAGAUGUUGAAGCUGUAACUGGUUUGCUUGGUUCACAAAACCCCAAUUCUACCAACUAUGACAGUUUUGAAGAUGAGUAUGGGGACUCUUCAGACCUAGAUACUCCACCCGGAAGUGAUUCAGAUACUGAGGAGAGACCCAAGUUUCCUAAGUUCAAGCAAAAGGAAGAUGAUUCUGAAGUCAGGUUUGAGGUAGGUCAGAUUUUUACUUCUGCUGCUCUUCUUAAGAAUGCAGUGAAGGACUAUGCCUUGCAGAAUAAGAAGAAUGUUUAUUUGGAAAAAAAUGAUCCAAAAAGGGUUGUAGUUAAAUGUGCUGAGGAAUGUGGAUUCUAUCUUAGGGCAUCUAAGUACAAGCAGAACACAUACUUUCAGAUUGUCACAUUAUAUGAUGAUCAUACAUGUGUAAGGACCAGUGCUUUGGUAGAGGAGGCAAAGAUAAGGUGGGGGGUUGUGUUGUCUAGAUUUCAAGCUUACAGAGCUAAAGUAACUGCAUUAGAGAUGAUACAAGGAGAAGUGCUUGAGCAGUAUAGACAUCUUAGGAGUUUUGGUGAAGAACUCCUAAGAAGCAAUCCAGGUAGUACAGUCAAGAUCAAGAGUGUUGCGGGAGCUGGUAAUCCAGUGUUUGAGAGAAUUUACAUUUGUUUUGCUGCCUGUAAGAGAGCCUUUGCAACCUGUUGUAGACCCUUAAUAGGCUUGGAUGGGUGCUUUUUAAAGGGAUUAUAUGGUGGGCAGUUAUUGGCAGCUGUUGGGAAGGAUGGGAAUAAUCAAAUGAUUCCCAUAGCAUUUGCAGUUGUAGAGGCAGAGACAAAGGAUUCAUGGGCUUGGUUUGUGCAACUGCUAAUUGAUGACUUGAAUAGUGUGAGUCCAAAUGCAUGGGCUUUUAUUUCUGAUCAACAAAAGGGAUUGGUACCCACUUUACAAGAGCUGGAUUCAAAUGUGGAGCAUAGACUUUGUGUAAAGCAUUUAUAUGGGAAUUGGAGGAAAAAGUACCCCGGUCAAGAAAUGAAAGGAGCACUUUGGGCAGCGGCUAGAGCAAGUACUGGUCCAGAGUUUGAAAGGGCUAUGGAUCAUAUGAAGACAUUAAAUGAGGAAGCAUGGAAGGAUAUGAUGGAGGUACCAGCCAAGAUGUGGAGUAGAUCAGCUUUUAGUACUAAUACAAUGUGCGAUCUGCAGGUGAAUAAUAUGUGUGAGGCCUUCAAUAGGGCAAUAUUAGAAUGGAGAGAUAAGCCAAUUAUAACUCUAAUUGAAGGCCUCAAAUAUUAUAUCACUAACAGGAUAGUGAAGCAGAGAGAACUGAUGUUAAAGUACAGGGGUACAAUUUGCCCUAUGAUCCAACAAAAGCUAGAGGUGAACAAGCAGAAGGCUGAUAAGUGGAUACCUAUGUGGAAUGGAGAUGGUGGUUACACUUUGUUUGAGGUUAGUAGGAGUCAGACAGACAAGCAUGCUGUGAAUUUAGCUAGAAAGACUUGUUCUUGCAGGAGAUGGGACCUAAGUGGAAUUCCAUGCUGCCAUGCAAUAACUUGUACGUGGCACAACCAUGUGGCACCUGAAGAAUAUGUUCACCCUUGUUAUAGCAAACAAAACUUCUUGGCUACUUAUGAUCACAUUAUCCUGCCAUCUAAUGGGCCCAAGCUGUGGCCUAUUAGUCGAUAUCCUCCACUUGAUCCACCUUUCAUGAGAAGGGCACCUGGGAGGCCCAAAAAGCAGAGGAGAAGAACAAAUGAUGAGCCCAGAGACCCCAAUAGGCUGAGGAGGUACCAGACCACAAUUCAGUGUAGGAGGUGUGGUGAACCAGGGCAUAACAGAAGGACUUGUACUGGUAAACAAGCUGCUGACAGGGCUAUACCAGUGGGAGGGAACAAGGAUAAUUCCCAUAUGCUUCAUCCUGAACAAAGGGCAAAUGGGAGUGGAUCUGCUCAAGCAGGAAAUGAUGUUGCUGUUGAAACUGGUGAACAAGAACAAUUGAUUACUACUAGAAGGAGAACUAGAAGAGCAAGUGGGAGUGGAGCUGCUCAAGAAGGAAAUGAUGUUGCUGUUGAUACUAAUGCACAUGAAGCUGGUCCAACUAGAAGGAGACCUCCAAGGGAAAGUAGAAGGAGACAACCUCAAGGUGAAGCCUCUCAAGCUGCACAUCCAGUUCAAAAUCAGCAACCAAUUCAACUCAGCAGCCAGUUCAAGCACCAUAUCUACUGA
Lotus japonicus is the source of this 2538-nucleotide messenger RNA. RefSeq lists its product as uncharacterized. The transcript is spliced from 5 exons. The record is from RefSeq and is a predicted model, not a curated record. Lineage: Eukaryota; Viridiplantae; Streptophyta; Magnoliopsida; Fabales; Fabaceae. The coding region runs from base 1 to 2538 and encodes 845 amino acids. Gene Ontology annotation, molecular function: zinc ion binding; nucleic acid binding.